UCCUGCGCACUCUCUGCUCAGGCGCUUCCUGGGUCCCGGGCUGCGCCUGCGCCCGACCCGGCUCUUCCUGCCGCCGGGAGGGAGACCCGGUGCGCUGCUGUCAGGGGUCCGUCGGGCUCUGCUGGGGCCGCUGCUUGCGGAGACAACACAGGAGUCUACAGUGAAGUCAGAGUUUAAAUAAGGAUGGAGCUGGCUCAUAGUUUGUUGCUAAAUGAAGAAGCUUUGGCUCAAAUCACAGAAGCAAAGAGGCCAGUCUUUAUUUUUGAGUGGCUGCGAUUUCUGGAUAAAGUGCUUGUAGCUGCCAACAAGACAGAUGUCAAGGAAAAACAAAAGAAGCUUGUGGAACAGCUAACUGGACUCAUCAGCAGUUCCCCUGGGCCACCCACACGUAAAUUACUGGCUAAAAAUCUUGCGGCUCUUUAUAGCAUUGGCGAUACAUUUACUGUCUUUCAGACACUUGAUAAGUGUAAUGACAUUAUCAAGAAUAAAGAUGAUACUGCUGCCUAUUUACCGACCAAACUGGCUGCCGUGGCAUGUGUUGGAGCUUUUUAUGAAAAAAUGGGCAGGAUGCUGGGCAGUUCUUUUCCAGAAACAGUUAAUAAUCUCUUAAAGUCUCUGAAAAGUGCAGAGUCUCAGGGCCGAAGUGAAAUAUUAAUGAGUUUACAGAAAGUUCUAAAUGGACUGGGUGGUGCAGCAGCUUCAUGCCACCGUGAUAUUUAUAAGAAUGCACGAUCUCUGCUGACGGAUAGAUCUAUGGCUGUACGAUGUGCAGUAGCUAAGUGCCUACUGGAACUACAAAAUGAAGCUGUAUUUAUGUGGACUGCUGAGCUAGAAAAUGUAGCAACACUCUGCUUUAAAGCUCUGGAAAACUCAAAUUAUGGUGUACGAGUUGCAGUGUCGAAGCUUUUGGGGACAGUCAUGGCUACAGCGUUGAUACCAAAACAAGCAACAGUGAUGCGUCAGAACGUGAAGCGGGCUACACUGGAGGAAGUCCUAGAACUUAUGGCCACAGGGUUUCUUCGAGGAGGGUCAGGAUUCCUAAAAAGUGGUGGUGAGAUGUUGAAAGUAGGAGGGUCUGUCAAUCGGGAAGUGCGAGUUGGUGUCACACAGGCAUAUGUUGUCUUUGUUACAACGCUAGGAGGCCAGUGGUUGGAGCGCAAUUUUGCUACAUUUUUGUCCCAUGUCCUGGAUCUGGUGUCCCAUCCUCGUGCAACUCAGACUCAUGUUGAGGCAGUAUACUCUCGAAGAUGUGUGUCCUUUAUCCUGAGAGCAACCGUAGGCAGUUUAUUAGGGGAGAAAGCGCAGAUUGCAGCUGCCAAAGAUAUUUGUCAAGCCAUUGGUAAACAAAUGAAGGCAGUGGAAGCGGUUGUGAAUGAUACUAACGGGGAAAAUAAAUCCGGAGCUGCUGAUGUAGCUGCAAGCCAACAUGUGAUGGUGUGUGCCCUUCAAGAACUAGGUAGCCUGGUUCAGAGCCUGAAUGCCACUGCAUCGCCACUCAUACAAGAACCCUCUAUAGGGCUAUUGGAGACAGUAACCUCAGUUCUUCUUCAUCCAAGCAUGGCUGCUCGGCUAGCUGCUGCAUGGUGCUUGCGCUGUGUAGCUGUGGCAUUGCCUUUUCAGUUGACUCCAUUUCUGGAUAGGUGCGCUGAAAGGCUCAACAAUCUGAAGACCUCACCAGAAGCAGUUAGUGGCUACAGUUUUGCAAUGGCUGCUUUACUAGGUGGAGUGCAUCAGUGUCCGUUAGGUAUUCCUCAUGCGAAGGGAAAAAUGGUAGUCAGUAUUGCUGAGGAUCUGUUACGAACUGCUGCUCAAAAUAGUAGACUGUCCUUACAGCGCACUCAAGCUGGGUGGCUUUUACUUGGUGCACUUAUGACUUUAGGUCCUUCAGUUGUUCGGUACCAUCUACCUAAGAUGCUGCUGCUAUGGCGAAAUGUAUUUCCUCGUUCUCUAAAGGAGCUAGAAGCAGAGAAAGCCCGAGGAGACUCUUUUACCUGGCAAGUAACAUUGGAAGGUCGUGCUGGAGCUUUGUGCGCUAUGAGGAGUUUCGUUGCUCACUGUCCUGAGCUCCUUACUGAAGAUGUGAUCAGAAAAUUAAUGACACCUAUAGAAUGUGCCAUGACAAUGAUGUCACACAUUCCAUCGGUAAUUAAAGCCCAUGGAGCUCAUCUUAAAGCUAGCGCAGCUAUGGUCCGUUUAAGACUUUAUGACAUUUUGGCUUUGUUACCUCCAAAAACUUAUGAAGCAAAAAGAAAUCUGCUUCAGCCAAACAGUGCAUCUGGAAGUGGAGCUUUGGAGCAUGACCCGUCUUCCAUUUAUUUGCGCAUCCCAGCUGGUGAAGCUGUGCCUGGCCCCCUUCCCCUGGGAGUAUCAGUCAUUGAUGCCUCUGUGGCGCUCUUUGGUGUGGUUUUUCCUCAUGUUUCUUACAAACACAGGCUACAAAUGUUGGAUCACUUUGCUGAAUGUGUCAAACAGGCUAAAGGUGUCCGCCAACAAGCUGUGCAGCUUAAUAUCUUCACUGCUGUUCUCAGCGCAUUGAAGGGUUUAGCUGAGAAUAAAAGCACAUUAGGACCAGAAGAAGUCCGCAAAUCUGCUCUGACGUUGGUUAUGGGUGCCCUUGACAAUCCUAAUCCCAUUUUGAGAUGUGCAGCAGGAGAGGCACUUGGCAGAAUGGCUCAGGUAGUUGGAGAAGCAACUUUCAUUGCCAGAAUGGCUCAAUUCAGCUUUGACAAGUUAAAAUCUGCUCGAGAUGUUGUGUCAAGAACUGGUCAUUCGUUGGCUCUUGGCUGUCUCCAUCGUUAUGUGGGUGGAAUAGGUUCUGGACAGCAUCUGAAAACCAGUGUCAGUAUUCUGUUGGCGUUGGCACAAGAUGGGACCUCACCUGAAGUCCAGACCUGGUCUCUCCAUUCACUUGCCUUGAUAGUGGACUCUAGUGGGCCAAUGUACCGGGGAUAUGUGGAGCCUACUCUGUCUCUUGUUCUUACCCUGCUCUUGACGGUUCCACCAUCGCAUACAGAAGUACAUCAGUGUUUGGGUCGAUGUCUUGGGGCUAUAAUAACUACGGUUGGUCCUGAGCUGCAAGGUAAUGGAGCUACUAUUUCAACAAUCCGCUCUUCAUGCUUGGUGGGAUGUGCGAUCACACAAGAUCACUCGGACUCUCUUGUUCAGGCAGCUGCCAUAUCCUGCCUUCAACAGCUUCACAUGUUUGCACCCCGCCAUGUCAACCUAUCCAGUCUGGUUCCCAGCCUUUGUGUUCACUUGUGCAGUUCUCAUUUAUUGCUCCGUCGGGCUGCAGUGGCAUGUUUGCGGCAGCUUGCGCAGAGGGAAGCAGCAGAAGUGUGUGAAUAUGCCAUGAGCUUAGCAAAAAAUGCUGGCGACAAAGAGAAUAGUGGCGUCAAUAUUAACCCUUUUGCACCAGGAGCUGGUUCUCGGCGGGAUAUUCAUUGCCGGCAUCAAGGAGUUAAUAUAACAGAGACUGGCCUCGAGGGGGUUCUUUUUGGAAUGUUAGAUCGGGAGACUGAUCGAAAGCUGUGUUCUGAUAUUCAUGAUACCUUGGGACAUAUGCUUUCAUCCCUGGCAGUGGAAAAACUUUCACACUGGCUAAUGCUAUGUAAGGAUGUCCUAGCAGCCUCCAGUGACAUGAGCACUGCAGCUCCUUUGGGAGGAGGAAAGGAUGAAGAAUCGGAGAAGAAAGAUGAGAUGGAUGAUGACACAAUGUUUACCACUCUGGGUGAAGAGGAUAAAUCGAAGCCUUCUGUGGCUCCUCGCUGGGCCACUCGUGUAUUUGCUGCCGAUUGCCUGUGUCGAAUUAUCAUGCUGUGUGAGAAUGCGAAUAAGGCUCACUUUGAUCUGGCCAUGGCCCGUUCAGCCAAACUCAGAAACCCUAAAAAUGAUCUUUUAGUGCUCCAUCUCUCCGACCUCAUCCGUAUGGCAUUCAUGGCUGCAACUGAUCACAGCAACCAGCUGCGGAUGGCUGGUCUCCAGGCACUUGAAGAUAUUAUCAAGAAAUUUGCAUCAGUUCCUGAGCCAGAGUUUCCCGGUCAUGUGAUACUGGAGCAGUAUCAGGCUAAUGUUGGAGCUGCUCUAAGACCAGCUUUUUCCCAAGAUACUCCUUCUGACAUAACAGCAAAAGCCUGCCAGGUAUGUAGCACAUGGAUAGGAAGUGAGGUUGUAAGUGACCUGAAUGAUCUUCGCCGAGUUCACAAUCUCCUUGUCUCCUCCCUGGACAAAGUGCAAGCGGGAAAGGGGUCUUCCAGUCAGCUUUACCGAGAGAGUGCCACGACUAUGGAAAAACUGGCAGUCCUGAAAGCCUGGGCUGAGGUGUAUGUUGUAGCUAUGAAAAUUAAAAAGGAAGCAGAGACCAAACCAAAGCGAGCAAUAAAGAAUACGGAUGAUGAUGAUGAGGAUUUUGGUACUGUAGAUGAGCUACCUCCAGACAGUUUGAUAACACUUGUACAACCUGAGCUGCCUAUUCUGAGUCGCCUUUGGCUAGCUGCAUUGAAAGACUAUGCUCUUUUGACUUUACCAGCUGAAUUUGCUAGUCAGCUUCCACCAGAUGGUGGAGCAUUUUACACUCCAGAGACAAUUGAUACAGCUAGACUGCACUACCGGAACUCUUGGGCUCCAAUCCUACAUGCAGUGGCACUCUGGCUAAACAGUGCAGGAUUUAAUGCUUCUGAGUCACCAGAAGAAGCAGCUGCAGCAAUGCCUAAUUCACAGAAACGUGCCUCGUCCAUCAUGUUAAACCAGGCACCUGGAACACCACCUGCCACUAAAUCUUUGCCCGAGAUAAACAAAGAUAGAAUGCACUUGAUUUUAGGUGUUAGUAUACAAUUCCUCUGUUCCCCCAGGCCUGAGGAGCCUGUUGAACAUGUCACGUCUUGUUUACAGGCACUGCAUACUUUACUGGAUUCCCCUUGUGCUAGAAUUCAUAUUGCAGAGGAUCAGCUCCUUGGUGUUGAACUUCUGAGUGUGCUGCAUCGACUCUUAUUGACCUGGGAUCCUCCUUCAGUCCAGCUGCUAGUUACAGGAGUUGUCCAGCAGAUAGUGAGAGCAGCUCAAGAUUACUUGCAAGAAAAAAGGAACACUCUAAAUGAAGACGACAUAAAGGAAAAAGAAACGUGUCUUGUGUUAGGAGAAGGUGGUGAGACUGGUGGCCUUGUGCCUGGAAAAUCUCUCGUCUUUGCAGCCAUGGAACUACUAAUGUUUAUCCUAGUACGGCACAUGCCACAUCUAAGCCCCAAAAUGUCAGACUCUCCAAGUCAUGUUUCUGCCAAACCCCAGCUCUCUGAAGAAAGUGCUCGCCUUGUGGCUGCCACAGUUACCAUCCUAUCUGACCUGCCUUCUCUGUGCUCUCCAGCCGGAUGUAUGACAAUAUUACCUACAAUCCUGUUUCUGAUUACAAGAGUAUUGAAGGAAACUGCAGUAAAAUCAGUGGAUAAUCAGGUCUCACCACCAGUCAGUGCAACUCUUCAGGCGAUAAAAACUAUUGUAACUCUUCCAAUGGCCAAGACUGAGGAAACUCAUAAACAAUGGACUAGUCUUAUCCGCAGCACUCUGGCAUCUGUCUUGGAAUACUCCCAACCAGAGGGCACUAAGUCUAUUCUUGAUGAAGUAAGCAUGCUUACAGCGAUUGCGCUCUUCCUUUGGUCUGCAAGUACAGAAAUAAUUGGAGUGCAGUCCUUACAGAAUGGCUGCAUUAACAGAUUUAAAAAUGCAUUGAAUUCCUGUGAUCCUUGGGUUCAAGCCAAGUGUUAUCAGCUUCUACUUUCUGUAUUCCAACACACCAACCGUGCCCUGUCAACUCCAUACAUCCAUUCAUUGGCACCAAUAAUGGUUGAGAAACUGAAAGCUGUAGAAGGUAACCGUCCAAACAGCAACACAGAGCUAUUAGCAGUCCAGGAAGGAAUUAAAGUCCUUGAAACAUUGGUUGCCCUUGGUGAGGAGCAGAAUAGAGUCCAGUUGCUUGCUCUUCUAGUUCCAACUCUGAUCUCUUAUUUACUGAAUGAAAAUGCUUUUGCUUCUGCAUCUACAAUAUCGAAAGAUCUUCAUGAAUUUGCACUCCAGAAUUUAAUGCACAUUGGUCCCCUCUACCCUCAUGCUUUCAAGACAGUAAUGGGAGCUGCUCCUGAAUUGAAAAUACGUCUAGAAACUGCAGUCCGAGCAAGUCAGGCCAGCAAAGCAAAAGCAGCUGCCAGGCAACCACCACCCACAAUACAUUCUGUCCCAACAAUUAAACUUAAAACUAGCUUUUUUUGAAUUAUUUUGAGUUAUUAUUUUUGGGAUCAUACCUACAAUUAAAAGUCAGAAGCACUACAUCAUUCCUUAUGUGCUACUGCAUAUAUGUCUGUAUUUUGCAUUGUUUGUAUGUCAGAGGCAAUCUAAUAGCUUUAUGUGUAAUUACUUGAAAUUUGUGCAUUAUAAGGGAAGUAGUGUUACAAGUAUUUAUAUAAAUUUUUAAGAAAUUGAAUUUGUUUGAUCAUAUUUGUGAAUCUAUGUUAUAAAUUAUCCACCAAAAAAGUAUCAUCUGUCCUACUAAAUUGUGUUGUUUAUUUUUAGAACACUGAGUCAAACCUAGCAAAUGUAAGUGUUUUUUAAAAGCUAGUUAAUGCUAUCCAACUGUUGUACCAGCACACUAACACAGCAGGAUUGGAGUGGGUGGAGAAACCAGUAUUCGGUAUUUACUAUUUAUCUUUGGAAAUUUCAGGUGUAAUAAUCACUUUUUUCUUAAAAACAAAAAACACAAACCUAGUGAAGUUGGGGUGUAUCAAACGUAUAAUUCAUUUCAGGUCACAUGAAAUACAAAAAAAGCAGGAACUGGAAAAGAUUGCAGUCUUUUCCAAGAUAAACAAUCAAGCAUGCUGUCAAAAUAGGAUGUUAUUAACUUUGUGGUAUAUCUCUUUCUUUCAGAUCAGUUUCCAUGCUUGAGAGUUAAUAAAUGGAUUCAAAGAACCAACCCCCCCUCCCCCAUCUCUCACUAAGAUAAAUAAAAAGAUGCAUUGGAAAUAAGGUUUAUAAAUGGGACCAUAUGCCAUCUGCAUUUCUGUGGCUCUGGAAUUUGCCUGUUGCAAAGCUUCUGUGGUAAACUAUUUUCCUAUUCUGCCCAGAUCCCACAGUUCAGUGUUCUGCUUACUUUGCCUGGAUUUUCAGAGGGAAGAGCACUGCUACCUGCUACAAGAUUUGACUAUAAUGGGAGCCAUUGGGCUGUUUCUCCUGCCAGACUUCACAAGGGGCUGGUGGAGAACCUUCUUCCUGCAGCCAUAGGGAGGGGGCUAUAGCUCUCACACACCUUUCUUAGAGUCAGGAAGAGGUGAAAGGCAUAAGGCCAUAUACUCUGUGCAUAUCAGACCUACAAUUUCUGGCAAGGGUCCUGAUUUAUUCAAUGCAGUAGUGCUGUUUUCCUGAAGUACAGUAUUUUUAUUGAAUGAUAUGUUAAUGCCUCUGUUCCUAUCCAUUUUAAUAGUCAGCUGAAAUCUCUGAAUUUUAAUGUCUUUUACACUGCUUUAGAAUUCCCAGUUUGCCACAUAAAUCAGGGGCCCUUCCUAUAUAGGUUUGUUGUGUCAUACAACCUAUAGGGCUUUCAUAAUAAAUGUAGGCAUGUUUCUAUCCCUCCAUCUUUGUUGUCCAUUCAGAUGUUCCUGGAACAAGUCAAUGUACAAGUUAUUUAUAUAAUUUGAGAAGUGGAUCCUAAAAUUUCUAUUGUUUGAACCUCACAAUAGGAAAUUAGUAGUAAUCAGAAUUUAAUUGUAUGAUUGAUUUUUGGCUGAAAUAUGUAUGGAUUCUGAUCUUGUAGGCAUUUACCCAUCUCUUUCUUUUAAAUAGCCACUGUGAUAGCCUUUCCUUUGAGCAUCUGUGCAAGGGGAAGGGAAAGAUCAACUGUAAUUAAAACCAAUUAACUAAGAACAAGAUAGUUCUCUUUCACCCUGUCACAGUUAGUUUGUGCAAACUCUUUAACAUAAAGUUAUGUUUAGAAAAGCUUUUAAUUCAGAAUUGUUCUUGACCAUUAUUCAAGAUCACAAAGAAUGGUGUGAACCCUGUUUUCCUGCAAACAGUUACUAUAGGAUGUAUCUUUACUCCCACACCUAGUUCCACUAAUGUAAUAGGACUAGACAUGAGCGUAAAGACACAUAGAGUAAUAAAGUGUUUAUAGAAUGAAGCCCAAAGUGAGGAAAGAGUAGCAGCAAAGAAUUAUUUG
This is a messenger RNA of Terrapene triunguis (Three-toed box turtle), 8191 nucleotides long. RefSeq names its product HEAT repeat containing 5B (gene HEATR5B). The transcript is spliced from 36 exons. The record is from RefSeq and is a predicted model, not a curated record. Gene Ontology annotation, biological process: intracellular protein localization; endocytosis; retrograde transport, endosome to Golgi. NCBI's taxonomy places the organism in Eukaryota, Metazoa, Chordata, Testudines, Emydidae. The coding region runs from base 184 to 6255 and encodes 2023 amino acids. Gene Ontology annotation, cellular component: Golgi apparatus; membrane; endocytic vesicle.